AUGGCUAAAAACAGCUCAUUGGUUGGUGGUCAAUCCUUAAUGCGAACGAUUAAUUACCGAGUCAUUUUGGUUCAGGUUUUGAUAGUGGUUUUCCUUUGCAUCAACUUUCUGCUGAUCACAACCUUUUUUAUGAAGGAUUUCUUCUACACAACCAUGCGCUACAUCUUAUUUGCUACUACUUUAAUGUCUGAUUGUUUUAUCUUGAUUAUAACAAAUGUCCUGCUCAUCUAUGAUUAUUUUCGUUCUACUCUGCAAAUUUGGUUGUGUCUCUCUUUAUGUGCUUUCUUAUCUGUAUGCACUUUAGUCACACCGAUUACUCUGACAGCAAUGACCCUAGAGCGAUAUGUGGCCAUUUGCAUGCCCCUGCAACAUGCAGAGUUUUGCUCCACACACAGGGCUCUCCCCUGCAUCUUUAUCAUUCACGGCCUUAGUGCUAUACCUUGUAUUGUGGAUCUCUCCAUCUUCUUUGCAUCUGCUACUCAAAACUUCUACACCCAGGACAGAAUAUGCUCUGUGGAGCUGUUCACAUUUCACAGUUGGCAAGGUCAUCUUAGAUCAGCUAUAAGUCAGAUCUACUUCUUGAUCAUGUGCAUCACCAUUGUGUUUUCCUAUGUUAAAAUAAUGAAAGUGGCCAAAGCUGCAUCAGGAGAGAAUAAAAAAUCAACAUGGAAAGGGCUCAGGACAGUGAUUCUUCAUGCUUUUCAGCUGCUCUUGUGUCUCAUCCAGCUGUGGUGCCCUUUCAUAGAAGGCGCUGUACUUCAGAUUGAUUUCAUGUUAUACAUUAAUGUCAGAUACUUCACCUACAUUAGUUUUUAUCUUGCUCCGAGAUGUCUGAGUCCUCUCAUUUAUGGCCUCAGAGAUGACAAGUUUUUUAUUGCACUGAAAUACUACGCUCUCUGUGGCUUGUACAAGAACAACUCUUUUCAUUUAACAGAUUAG
Scomber japonicus (chub mackerel) is the source of this 939-nucleotide messenger RNA. RefSeq names its product odorant receptor 131-2-like. Gene Ontology annotation, biological process: G protein-coupled receptor signaling pathway. The coding region runs from base 1 to 939 and encodes 312 amino acids. The record is from RefSeq and is a predicted model, not a curated record. Gene Ontology annotation, cellular component: membrane. The transcript has a single exon. Gene Ontology annotation, molecular function: G protein-coupled receptor activity. NCBI's taxonomy places the organism in Eukaryota, Metazoa, Chordata, Actinopteri, Scombriformes, Scombridae.